This is a messenger RNA of Hymenoscyphus albidus, 1468 nucleotides long. NCBI's taxonomy places the organism in Eukaryota, Fungi, Ascomycota, Leotiomycetes, Helotiales, Helotiaceae. The record is from the annotation of a GenBank genome assembly.
CUUCUAGCCCAUACUGCUGGUCUGAAUACUUUUAGAAGCGCCAACCAGUUCGCAGCUCCUCGCCUCCUCUACUUCGUAUGCUCAUAGUCGCAUACUAGUUAGGUACAGGCGAAAAUGGCCAUCCGUGAGGAUAUCGUUGCGUCGGCGGUAUGUUAUUCCAACCCCUUCUUACCCGACGAACUCUGCUGAUUUAGGAUAGGUGACAUGUGAGGAUUCAUCACAAUCUACAGUUGUGCCAGCAUUGCUAACAAUCUUGUGUAGUUCUACAGGACCCAAGUGUUUCUGGGUCGCCGAUAGAAAGCCGGAUCGCCUUUCUCCAAUCCAAAAAUCUCACCCAAGAGGAAGUUGAUACAGCACUGGCAAGAGCAAAUGGGGAAUCCGUGCCUCCAGUAAACCAAUCUGGCUAUGCUCCACCACCACAAAUAAACCGACAAGCACAACCAAACUAUGGAAACUAUCAGCAGUACCCAUUGCAACCGCCCCCUCCGGAAUUACCGAAGAGAGACUGGAGGGAUUGGUUCAUAAUGGCAACCGUGAUGGGUGGAGUAGGAUAUGGGUUGUACUUUGUCGCAAAGGUGAGCCAUACUGUUUGACAACUGUCGAUUUCGCUGACCUUUCAUAGCGAUAUGUUUACCCAGUUAUUGCGCCUCCGACAGCACCACAACUCGAACAGGACAAACAAGCUAUCGAUGACCAAUUCGAAAAGGCGUUCACCUUAUUAGAUCAGCUUUCGAAAGAUACCGAUGCCCUCAAAACUUCCGAACAAGCUCGAACGGAAAGACUGGAUGCUGCUCUGACGGAGGUUGAGGGUGUCAUUGGUGAAUUGAAGAAUUCUAGCAGGAGAAGAAAGGAAGAAUCUCGUAAUAUCAGUGACGAAGUUCGACUUCUCAAAGAUUUAAUACCAAGGGCUAUGGAUGGGCAGAAGCAAAGCACGGAUACCAGAUUGAGAGAACUCAAUACUGAGUUGAAGAGCUUGAAGACAUUGAUGGGGCAGAGAUUAAACCCCCCAUCAACCUCUGGUCCCGGCUCAUAUGGCAGGUCUUCCGGGAUUUCUGUACUGAACGCUACUGUUACCCCUACAAACCCCAGCAGCAAUGCAACUACAAACACGGAAAGCGCAACACCAACGCCCGUCUCAGCAAGUAAUGGAGCAAACUCAGAGGGUGUUGCUUCAAUCCGUAGUGGAAGUCCUUUUGGUACAGGAAUGCCUGCGGGAAAAGCUGCUAUUCCAUCAUGGCAAUUAGCAUCGAAUAAGAGUACCGCCUCUGCAGAUACCUCGACUGGAUCCGCUAGUGGGUCACAAGAAGCAUCUACGUCGUCAUAAUAAUCCGUGGAGUUCAGAAUGUACUAUGUAUGGUUUUGGGGAGUUUGCAUGUGUCGGCGCAACUUGGAUGGAUGUAACACUUAGGGAGGACUAAUGAAAAAGAAUCGGAAUAGUAAUUCAAUGUAUACAAAUCUUUUCAAGGAA